AUGACGGUGCAGAUAGAGGCGGCGGCACAGCCGCCCGUUGCCGCCGCCGCUCGCGAGGUGGAGCUCGCGCUCGACAUGCGGGGGGCUCCUGGGGAGCACCUCCACCAGCUCCUCCCCCUGCUCACCACCCUGGCCCUGCGUUCGCUGCUGCUGGCGCCAAGCCACGCGCACGGGGCCGAGGCGCUGCUGCGCUGCGACUCUGUGACGGAGGUGUCUGCCGCCACGCUGCGCGUGCUGGGCGCCAGCGUGGCGUGCACCGACACGCUGCAGCGGUACUCGCGCCUGGAGCAGCUGCACCUCGAUGCCGGCGUCCUGGAGCGGCUAUACCCGGCCGUGCUCCACGACAUGGCGGCGCUGGUUCACCUGGGCCUGCACGGCUACAAGGAAGUGGAGCUGUCGGCGCUGCCGCCCAGCGUGCUGGAGGUGACCCCGCGCCCCGAGGCCAUGCGGUGCCAGCUGGCGGUGCGGCUGCCGCCCGGCAUGCGCCUGCGCCGCCUCGCCGUGCACGGCUCCUUCCCCCGCCUGCUCAGCACCAAGGCGGCGCCCAAGGUCUGCAUUGACACACAGGCGCUCUGCAGGCAGUGCGAGCAUGCACGCAUCGAGGCGCGGGAGGCCGUCUGGCAGCUGCCGCCCCAGUUCAAGGGACACUUCUCCCAGAGGCGGGCGGGUGCGGAGGCCGCACUGGCGGCGGCACUGCUGGAUGCACAGGCGGCGUGGAGCCGGCUGGAACUUCACCUUCUGGAGCGUGCUUUCGUGGAGGAGGCGAUGCCGCCGGAAGAUUCCGGCCCGCCCACGCUGGUGGGCAGGUUGGACCUGGAGCGGCUGGUGGAGGCGGUGCUGCGGCUGGGGCGCAGCACUGUGGCUGCCAGCCUGCGCCGCGAGAGCGUGAGCAUCUUCAAUCCAUGGGUGCUGGUGCUGGAGAGGGGACGGGGACCUAUACCAGCACAAGAUGCAGCGCUGUAG
Messenger RNA from Chlorella variabilis, 963 nucleotides. RefSeq lists its product as hypothetical. The transcript is spliced from 6 exons. Bases 1 to 963 code for a protein of 320 amino acids. The record is from RefSeq and is a predicted model, not a curated record. Lineage: Eukaryota; Viridiplantae; Chlorophyta; Trebouxiophyceae; Chlorellales; Chlorellaceae.